GUUCUCGCUUGCGGGGCAGUGCCAGGGCCAGGGGUGAGCUCCUCCAAUGCUCAAUGCUGACAGUGGCUUGAUGGGCAAAGUGGCAUCUUCUGACGGCGAUUUCAAAGCAGCCCGUUGCCCGUUGCCACCCUUUCUGUUGCUCCCAGACUUGGGUUAGUUUAUUUUUGGCGGGCGGUCGACUUCUUUUUUCAUCUCAUUUUGCUGCCAGAGUCGCAUUGAGGUGCAUAAUUGUAAAAAUCCAAUUCUCCCUUCACCUCCGACCAGCCGCCGUGGUGUUCGGUACCUAUUCUUGAUCGCCAUGGUGCUCAUCAAGAGCUUCGUGCUCGCCAGCCUCGCAGCUGCGGCUGCCGCCAAGUCGGCUGUCCUCGACCUCAUCCCGGAUAACUUCGACAAGGUGGUCCUUAAAUCCGGCAAGCCGACGCUGGUCGAAUUCUUCGCGCCGUGGUGCGGCCACUGCAAGAACCUCGCGCCCAUCUACGAGGAGCUCGCGCUUGCCUUCGAGCAUGCCAAAGACAAAGUACAGAUCGCCAAGGUCGACGCCGAUGCCGAGCGGGACUUGGGCAAGCGCUUCGGCGUGCAGGGCUUCCCGACCCUGAAGUUCUUCGACGGCAAGAGCGACAAGCCUACCGAGUACAACGGGGGUCGGGACCUUGAGAGCUUGUCCAACUUCAUCACCGAGAAGACUGGCGUGCGGGCGAGGAAGAAGGUGGCGAAGCCCAGCAGCGUGGUCAUGCUUACGGACUCGACGUUCAAGCAGCACAUUGGCGGGGACAAGAACGUCCUGGUGGCCUUUACCGCCCCGUGGUGCGGCCACUGCAAGAACCUCGCGCCCACCUGGGAAAAGCUCGCCGAGAACUUUGCCAACGAGCCCAACGUCCUGGUCGCGAAGGUUGACGCCGAUGCCGAGACGGGCAAGGCCACCGCUGCCGAGUACGGCGUGAAGGGGUACCCGACCAUCAAGUUCUUCCCGGCAGGCAGCACCACGCCCGAGGAUUACAGCGGCGCGCGGUCCGAGGAGGCGUUUGUCACCUUCCUGAACGAGAAAGCGGGCACGCACCGCGCGGUCGGCGGCGGCCUCGACGCGGUGGCCGGCACCAUCGAGUCGCUCGACGCCGUCGUCGCGAAGCUCGUCGGCGGCACUGCGCUAAGCGAGGCGGCGGCUGAGGCGAAGAAGACUGCCGAGAGCCUCACGGACAAGGCGCAGGCCAAGCAUGCCGAGUACUACCUCCGGGUCUUUGAGAAGCUGGGCAAGAGCGAGGAGUAUGCGGCCAAGGAGCUCGCCCGUCUCGAGGGCAUCAUCAAGAAGGGCGGCUUGGCGCCCACCAAGCUGGACGAGCUCACCAGCAAGACCAACAUCCUGCGCAAGUUCGUCGAGAAGCCGACGGAGAGCGAGGACAAGGAGGAGAAGGAGGAGAAGGAGGAGAAGGCGGCGAAGGAGGAGCUUUAACUCUGAGACGAAGAUUCCAUACCAUGGUCUGGCUGAACUAGCAAUGUACAAUUCCAAUUCCAUGAAGGUUACAUCUCGGGUCUCGGCUGAUCUGGGGCUCAAGAAAAUGGCGCCGGCUUGUUCCGUGACAACUGAUGUUACCCGGCACCUGGUUCACCAAGCGACGCUAUCCCAUGCUCCUCCCGUCAAACUCCGCAAACUCCGUAUGCUCCUGCCUGCAAACAAACCGCUAUCCAUAACCCCAAGCAUCAGUUAGACCCAGAGUUCUUCUCUUUGUUGGCCGUCAACUGCGCCUCAAGGUUGUCCAGCCGGCGCGACAUCUCGUCCACUAGAACCC
Thermothielavioides terrestris NRRL 8126 is the source of this 1784-nucleotide messenger RNA. RefSeq lists its product as uncharacterized. The transcript is spliced from 2 exons. Bases 299 to 1447 code for a protein of 382 amino acids. NCBI's taxonomy places the organism in Eukaryota, Fungi, Ascomycota, Sordariomycetes, Sordariales, Chaetomiaceae. The record is from RefSeq and is a predicted model, not a curated record. Gene Ontology annotation, biological process: protein folding. Gene Ontology annotation, cellular component: endoplasmic reticulum. Gene Ontology annotation, molecular function: protein disulfide isomerase activity.